Messenger RNA from Macaca mulatta (Rhesus monkey), 4852 nucleotides. RefSeq names its product BLCAP apoptosis inducing factor (gene BLCAP). The record is from RefSeq and is a predicted model, not a curated record. NCBI's taxonomy places the organism in Eukaryota, Metazoa, Chordata, Mammalia, Primates, Cercopithecidae.
CCCCGCUUAGGUGUCUGGGGUGAUAGGUUGACGCUCUGCUAAGAGUCGCGGGCGCUUCUUACUCCCUCCAACUUUACAUCUAAGGGUGGACACCCCUUCGUUUUCCUUCUAUAGACGUGGGGAGUGGCCCUCAAGGGCAGCUGAAAGAACGGAAUGCCUGGCACACUAAUGUCCUGGAAAGGAAGCAUGGGGGAUGGGAGACAGUUGCUUUUUCCUUCCCCUUUCCAAAUCUCCUUUAGUUUCCUUCCAGGUCUUCGUGUCCCAUUUCAGCGCUAAAUGUUGGGAGACUGGGGUCUGUCCUCGGAAAGAAACAGCCUUUCUCUUUAUAGGUUUGGAUCGUCUUUAUCCCUUUCAGGGAACUGGUGUGUUGGGGACGGCUUCUCUGCCUUGCCUGACAUGGUCCAGUCAUCCCGUCAGCCUUCUGGACGGCAACACCAAAGCUGGGACCAAAAAAAAGUUCCAGUUUAAGUGCUAAUGCCCAAAGUGUUAGAUCUUGUUUGCUUGUUUGUUUUAAAUCAGAGACUAAUUAAUGUCAAGCAAAUCUGUUAAAAGAUUUGAUCACGGGAAGCCUGGUCGGUUUCCAGUGACCAGGUCAAUUCCAUAUCUGAAAUUGGUCUUAUUAGAGUUGCUGCCAAAACCAGUUUAACCUUUAAUCUGUAAUAUGUUGUUUCAAAGAGGAAUCUGGGUUAGGCUGUCUUUUUUUGUUGUUGUUCUCCUAUCUUUGAAACACAUGCAUUCCAUUUCAAGCCUGUCCCUGUGCGAUAUACCAAGAACCAUGCGUUGCCUGCCUCUCUGACUUCCUGCUCUGGAAAUGCUCAGGAAUCUGGAUCCUGCUGGGGCAUGGGCCCUGUGGGAGGGCAAGUGGGGGAGGGGAGGAUAAACAGGAUCAUUCCCAGGGAAGAUGGUGACAACAUGUCUCUGGGGCAUAUAGAGGAAGUCAGAGGUCACCAAGGGAAAAGAGAUUGUUGUUUGACUAGUGUUUUGUGUAUGUGCAUGAGUGCACACGUUUAAAUCUCUGGUGGGGGCGCGGGGGAGAGGGAGUUAACUGCAAAUUCAGAAUCUCCCUUUGGGGUGUUGGCUCCUGAGGAGAUACACAUUUCAAAAUAGAUAUCUAGUAAAUGACUCACAGCAGACCUGCUCCCCGAUCCAACAGUUAUCUGUUGCCCAAGCUCAAGGAACUUGCCCCUGCCCUUCCCUGACAGCAGACAUUCCUUCGUUCACUGACAAUGCAAAUAUUCCACAGAUAAAGGUAACAGUGUCACAUAGCACCCUGUACCCCUAAAAGUCAUGGUACCUAAACCUGCCACCUCUGGACUUCAGCUGGUUAGGCUAAGAAACUUAACAUCCUGGAGCAUUAGUCUCAAGGGUCUCUCACCUGUUGCUGGAGUCCCACAGAGCCAUUCUCAACUCCUUCCCAAUUGAUCUGCUCUGUCCUUGGCCUUGUGGGGGGCAAAAUCUUCUGGGAGCAAUGACAGUUUAGGCAAAGGGGGCAUUCAGCACUGUGACUAAGGGCUGUGCAAUAAAAUACUAGGCAUUUUCAAUUCUUCCCAUUGCUCUCUAUCAGAAUAAAAUGUUUAAUGGUAUAGUUUGUGGAAAAAAUUUUAUAAACAAGGUGUGUUUGGACCAUCUAAGCAUUGCUUGGCAUUGCACUGGAUGGAAAGUGAAUGCAUUGUCUUCUCUGGUGGGUUGUUUGCUGCCAGAACAUGAGGUUUUGUGGGUGGAGGAUGCAAACGGGGAGUGGACAUUGCACAUUGAAGCCCACACAUGCAGGUGCAGGCCACCAGGGCAGCCCUUGCCUGGAAAUCUGUCAUCUCACCUUGUCACACUCACAACCCUGCUGAUGGAUGGAUGGAGGAAAAGGGCUUUGCCAAGAUGAUAUGGAAAACUCUGGGGCUACAAGCAGCCUCUUGUCUUCUAAGUGGGGGCACAGGAGGUGCUGUGUCCAGAGCAGCCAGCUCUUACCAUGCUGCUUUGGUCCACCUCCCUGAAAUCUACCUUGUCCCUUGGGCUAAGGUUAGAGCAUCAGGGGCAGUGGGGCUAUGGGCAUACCCCUCAAAAGCUCCAAAGGGAGGGUUAGCCUUCAUUGAGAACACAUGUUGGUAUGUUCAUGAUUCUGUGGGUUUAGUGUGGAAAACCACAGAAACUCCCAGUUCUGAGGCCUGCCAAGAUAGGGGUUCAGAAGGGAGGAGGUGUGGGCAUUGCCUGCUGAUGAGUCACACUGGGGUGAGAGGAGACCUGCCUCACCUUCAGGCUAUGGUAGCAGCUAUAGCCACCCAGCCUAAGAAGGAUGAAGUCUCAGAUUGCACAUCCUCUCCGAGUCCUGAUGAGUCCUGAUUGCCACUGCGACGACAGUUUCUAGCAUGUUAGGGUUCACUGGCAUCUCAGAGGCCUUCUUAGAGAGGGAAACUGAAGAUGAAGGGUAUAAGGUGACAUGUCCAGGUUCCCUAGGCUGAUUGAUGGCAAAGCCAAGACCAGAACUGGAAUCUGCACCUCCCGACCCCUAUAAUUCUCUGAUACCGAAUGAAGUUUUAGAUGCCUUUAGAGGUGCUGGUGACUGGGGGGCUUGCUUAGGGGAAGGAAACAUGGUCAGGCUUAAGGGGGCAAGGUACUUUGUGCUCCAGAAGUAUUUGUGACAGCUGUGACUAAGGGAUUCGAAGAAGUGGCAGGAAGAGAGAUUUAUGGCCCUCCAACUCCCUCCCUUGGUGUUGACCCAGCAACAGGUGUGUGGUGACAGGGACACAUAAAGCCAGACAAGGCUGAACAGGCGGCAGGGCCAUUUGGUGAGACAGUCAGCUGACCCUGUGUAGAAAGAGCCCUGACUCACUGGGGAGUGGGAGAGGAAGACAAGUCCGAGGCCGAGCAGCCAGCCCACUGCCUACCCUGACAUGAUGGCAGGGGAGAGCCCAGGGCCAGGGACCUGGAUCCCUGCUGCCUUGGUGAUCCCGGGCUGACAGCCAGAGAGCACAGCGGCUCAGCUCCUGGAGAGUGAGGGUUGAAGAAAGCGGAGGGCAGCCGCCUGCGCCCGCUGGCUCCCAUUAGGUCGGUUCCUGCAGCGGUGCCCGGCAGCCUUGGUGAAGGCCCUGCCCGGCAGAGAUCAUGUAUUGCCUCCAGUGGCUGCUGCCCGUCCUCCUCAUCCCCAAGCCCCUCAACCCCGCCCUGUGGUUCAGCCACUCCAUGUUCAUGGGCUUCUACCUGCUCAGCUUCCUCCUGGAACGGAAGCCUUGCACAAUUUGUGCCUUGGUUUUCCUGGCAGCGCUUUUCCUUAUCUGCUAUAGCUGCUGGGGAAACUGUUUCCUGUACCACUGCUCCGAUUCACCGCUUCCAGAAUCGGCGCAUGAUCCCGGCGUUGUGGGCACCUAACGGCCUGCCCUGUUAGCUUUUCAAGGAAGCAGAAGACGGGAGGGGAGGCAUUGACAUAGGUCAUAAAGCAUUGGAGUUUCAAAUCCCGCAGCCUCGCGGGUGUCACAUUCCUGACGGCGCCUUUUUGGCCUGUGAUGUUUUAUCCUUAUAAUGUGAAUAAUGGCACUGACCGGUGCUUUUAUUGUAAAGUCCUAUAGUCGUGGGUGGUCUUGUGGUUGUGUGUGUUCUGUCCCCAUCUAGGUCCUGGCUGGCCGCAUGACCACCCCCCUCGCCUCAUUACUGCGAGGAGUCUGGGCCCAUCCUGGUCAACCGCCCCAAUGUGACCUGGGGCAGAUAAAAUGCCAGUCUCAUUGUCACCUCUGUGAUCCCUCCUUGUCAGGGUCUCCUUCCUUCCCAGAAUGUUACUGACUCAGUCCCUCUCCUGGUUUCCCUUUACUUCUCUUCUACCCUUUUCCUUUUUUUGGGGGAGUACCUGUCCAAGACAGGGCUCAUUUUUGCACUUAUCUCAAAUUUGAAGAGAUUGCUGACGCCCGAGAGCCUCGCUUUUUCAUCCUUCUUUCCUUGUUCAGCAGGCUAGACAGAAACAUGUCUUGACUGUUUGUUGUCCACAAAUCUUCAGUAUUUUCUCCGCUUCAUUUUUAAGAAAGGAAGCAACAGAUAGAUGUUGCUCUUUCACCUGGGUGUCUGGGCUCAUGCUUUCCUGCCCAGCCUCACUUCCUUUGCCCUUCCUCCUGCCUUUCUCAACUGUUCCAAGGAGGGGGGCCUCAUUGUGUCUCCCGUGCAUGCUCUGCAGCAUUGAAGUAUGGUGUGUUCACGUAGUUCUAGCAGUCCCCAGCUGAGUGAGUGGGAGAGUACCUGUGUUUCAUAACAGCCAUGAUCCCCUUGAUAGAUGUUUGGAUAUUUUUUGGUGUGCCCUGUGCGUGUGUGUGUGUACAAAUACAUGUGUAUAUUCCUUUUAAAGAAGCUUUAUCGAACAUGUUCUGAUUUUGAGGUUUAGCAAUAGCUAGCUAUAUAUGGUAGGUGCCGCUACAGUUUUUAUUUAGCAUGGGGAUUGCAGAGUGACCAGCACACUGGACUCCGAGGUGAUUCAGACAAGACAGGGGAGCAGUGGCCAUCAUCCUCCCGCCAGGGGCUUCUCCGUUCCUGCGCAUAUAGACUGUACAUUAUGAAGAAUACCCAGGAAGACUGUGUGACUGUCACUUGCUGCUUUUUCUGCGCUUCAGUAACAAGUGUUGGCAAACGAGACUUUCUCCUGGCCCCUGCCUACUGGAGAUCAGCAUGCCUGUCCUUUCAAUCUGAUCCAUCCAUCUCUGUCUUGCCUGAGGAGAAAGAGAGAUGGGCCAGGCAGAGAACAGAACUGGAGGCAGUUCAUCUAGGGAAUGGGACUGUGAGGCCAUACUUGUGAAACGUUUGGACUGCUAUUCUAGAGCUUUUAUUUGGUGUGUUCGUUGCACAGCUGUUUGAAAUGUUUAAUAAAGCUUUAUAAACUUUA